GUGUCAUUCAGCCCCGCCCUGGCUGAGGUGAUGAACACACGAGCCCUGAGGCGCUGCACGGAGGAGCGCCCACCAGCGGCGUCCAUCCCACACAGCAGCGUGGCGGAGCAUGCAGGGCUGGCGGCAGCAGUGGAGGCAGCAGCAGCAGAGGCGCGCAGCAAGGGGUGGGUUCUGGGGGAGGGCGACCUGAAGGCGCUCUUUCCCCCCGGCACCACCUUCUUGCCGCUCCCUGCGUUCGCUAGUGCUGGUGGCGCUACUGCUGCCCCUGGAGAGGGGAGGGCAGGCAGGAGUGUGCAUUCUGAGUUCCCCAUCUUCCCGGAAUCGCUCGAGAGUGCACGGGAGCGCUUCACGCAGGCCUUUGAUGACGUGGCAGCGCUCUUCCCCAGCGACAACAUCCUCUGCGUGACACAUGGCGACGCUGUAGCGGCCAGCGUGGAACGCUUAGCGCCCGUCACCGUCGUCGCUGUCGAUUUCUGCGGCUACUCCUGGUCGCAGCGCCGUGCUGCACCGCUCUACACCCAUCCCAGCCGCCUCCACCAUGAUUCUCACCACUCGCACCACCAUGCCUCCCUGCCGCCACUGCCCCCGCCACCGCCCCCGCCCCCCACUCCUGCGAACGAGCCUGAGAGUCUUGAUGGUGAGGAAGGGGUGGGGGGAUCCAGACAAACUGUGUCAGCCAGUUUUGCCGCAGCUGUAGUAGCAGCAGGUUCGGAGACCGAGGCUGCUGCUGUGGCGGCGGCGGCUGUAGCGGCUGUAGCAGGGCUACAGAUUAGCAGACGAGGUGGGCUGGGUGGUGUGGUGGAAGAGGGGGAAGAGGAGGUGGAAGGGGAGGAAGGUGGGGACGGUUCGGACGGCAGGAGUGGGGGAAAGCAGGGGGCGUUGAGUGACAGUGUGGUGAUUGUAGGGGGGUCGACGGCUUCUGAUAUAAGCACGCACGAGAGUGAGGACGAUGAUAAGGACACAGUAAACAGCAGCAUUGACGUGGGGCCUUCGCUCUCCGAGGUGGCUGAAGGGGAUGAGGAGGGGGAGGAGAGGGGGGCGGGGGAGGAGGGAGAGGAGGUGGGGAGUGAGAGCGGGCAGGAGGGGUUGGGAGGGAGAGGGAGAGGGGAGGCGAGGAGGGGGGGAGGGAUGGAGGUGGGGGAGUGGGAGCUGCUGACGAGUUCCGGGUCCACUGGAGUGUGCUGGAUCUCCAACAUCGCUCUUGCUGCAAGGGAUGAUGAAACACCCACCAAGGGGCUGGCUUCCUAG
Molecule: messenger RNA, 1248 nt
Organism: Closterium sp. Naga37s-1
Lineage: Eukaryota; Viridiplantae; Streptophyta; Zygnematophyceae; Desmidiales; Closteriaceae
Source: the annotation of a GenBank genome assembly